Auxenochlorella protothecoides is the source of this 1419-nucleotide messenger RNA. RefSeq names its product Pleckstrin-like proteiny domain-containing protein 1. The coding region runs from base 1 to 1419 and encodes 472 amino acids. Gene Ontology annotation, molecular function: protein binding. Lineage: Eukaryota; Viridiplantae; Chlorophyta; Trebouxiophyceae; Chlorellales; Chlorellaceae. The transcript has 5 exons. The record is from RefSeq and is a predicted model, not a curated record.
AUGCCGGGGGAACGCUUCAAUGUCAGGCUGGCGCCCGAGGAGGGUGGAUCGCCCGAGCCCGUGGUGGUAGAGGUGGGCCUGGAGGGCCUGAACCUCCUGGCCCCCGGAUCUGGACGGGCGCUCCGCAAGUAUCCAUUGCACCACAUCAGCCGCUGGUCCAUGCGGGGCAGCAGCCUGAUCCUGUUUGCCAAGAGCCCGGUGGACGUGGAGGACAGGACGGUGGUCCUGUCGGGGGACGAGUACACCAUUCGGAUGGCGGAGCUGCUGCAGAGCGGCCGCACCGUCCCCGGCACCUCGGACGGCGCCCUGGCCGCCUCCUCCCUCUCCAGCCUGCUGAAAAAGGCAAAAAAAACGGCGCUGCUCACCGCCGAUCAGGUGGAGUUCUGGCACGACCCGGAGAAGGCGGGCUGGAUGCACUCCCAGGGCGAGGUCAUCCGUACCUGGCGGAAGCGCUGGUUCGUCCUGAAGCAGGGCUUCCUGUUCCGCUUCUCCGGGCCGGACGUCACCGCCGCCAGCCGCGCGCGCGGCGUGGUGGACCUCUCCACCAUCACCGACGUCUGCGACGGCGGCCCAGCCACGGGCCGCCCCAACUCCAUCCGCCUGUCCACGGCCACCGGCAAGAUCUGCUACCUGGCCGACAGCGAGACCGCGCAGGUGGAGUGGCUGUCGGCGCUGGAGGGCUCCGUUGCGGCCAUCCUCCGGGUGCUGAGCGGGUGGGAGGAGGAGGCGGAGGAGGCGCCGGCCAGGGCACCGCGCGGCGGCCGCGGGCGCGCCGUCUCCUCUUCCGACCCGGGCAAGGCGCUGGAGGAGACGCUGCAGCGCAGCUUCGCUGCGGAGUCUGCUGCCGCGAAGGGGCCGGUGGGAGGCAGUGGGCGGCGGGCCGCCGCUCCGGGCAUGAUCAGCGUGGUCAACUAUGCCGGGCUCAGCGGCGGCAGCAGCAGGUCGGAGCCCGAGCCCCAGUACAUCAACGUCGACUAUGGGGCUGGCAUUGCAGGUGCCAGCCAGCUUCCAUCGAGCGGGGCCAGGUAUGGCGCACAGCCGUACGGAGCGGGGCCCUCGGGAGGAUACGGUGGCCACCAGGCCUACACUACGUCCCAGGGCUACGGGGAGGGCCCCGGGCAGCAUUGCGCCCCAGCCCGUCACGGCGCCCCGCCGCAGUACGAUCCCGCGCAGCACGGGGGCGUCCUGCAGCACGCUGGGCCCCAGCAGUACGAGGCGCAGCAGCAGCGGUAUGAGCCCCAGCAGCAGGUGCGGUACGACGUGCAGCAGACCACGCUGUUUGACGCCGCCACUGCGCCACAGGCUGCCCCCAACCCAGCACCGUCGGGACCUUGGCAAACUCACCACACGGCGGAGGGCAGACCCUACUUUUACAAUGUGGUCACAGGCAUCACGCAGUGGGAGACACCGGUGGCGUAA